AGUCGAGGAGAGCGGUCAUUCCAAAGCUCCCCUGUUCGGAAUCAGACGACGACUAUUGCCUGCAGGGUGUUAUUCGCGUGGCUCCUCAAGAAGGUACUGGGCAGUACCUUCCGUGUAGCGCACCGUAGGGUAAGUACCUGCUUUAGCGCCCCCAUGUGGGCGGGAGCUAGCUGUGUGGCUGGAGCCAGGCCAAUAGUCCAACCCCAGACCACCUCGCAGGGGGCGGCUCGUUUCCUCCGAAACAGCGCGUGCUCAUUGCGAUUCAAAGGUUUCCACCUACGACCCACGGUUUCUCUGCGAGCGACGACACAUUCAGCAGCGACAGCAGCGCGACUCGCCACUGCGACGGCACGGCCAACAACAACAACGACGACGACGCCGCCAUGAUGUAGCGACUCCCACACCAUCGGCCUAAUCAAACUCACAAGCUAGCGCGCACGCACGGCGGCUACCGGCUACCGGGACCCUGGAGCGCGAGGCUCUGGCCAUGGCACGCCCAACAGACGCACCCUCCCAGAAGCGCAAACGCAUCAGUCUGCCCGCUGUGGCUGCGCCCGACAUGGCCAGUGCCAGAGAGAUCAGGCCAGCCGUUGACGAUGCUGGCGUCGGCACGCCGCACACCAGGGUGGACGCUGGCAGCCACGCCAGCAUCUCACCUUCCUUCGUUGUGACUAUAGCCGAUAGCGACCAGGACAUCUAUCCCCAGGCCAUGACAGAGCCACCUGUACCCGAGCUCGACAACGACAUGUCCACUACCAGCACUGAAGAUCUCGCCAGCAGCGUCUACCACGUCAGUCCCUCGUCGGCCAGCCUGGCGAGAGGCGAUUACCUUGACCCCGCCCUCGUCCCUGCCGAGGAGCAUGCUUAUAGGCAGGACGAUGCUGUGAGCAUGUACCAUGGCUUUCUCGAGACUCGCCCUAUGGUUCUCUCGUCCGUGGAGGACGAGAGUGGCUCAGAGGCGUAUAUCGACGAGGACGGCGAGAGCACAAUACUCUCGACCCGAUCAGUGAACCCCCUGGACCUGCCAUAUGUUACCGAGAAUGACCGUACAUACUGUGGGGACUAUUACAUGCCUGUCGACGAAAUGGAGCUGGACCGACUCUACCUGUUUCACCAGGUAUAUCUCAAAAUCCUGGAUUCGCAGCUCACAAUUGCCACCUUGGAGGAACCCAAGCAUAUCCUCGACAUUGGCGCCGCCAGCGGCGACUGGGCUAUGGCCAUUGCCGAGAAGUUCCCUGAUUGCGAGGUCACUGGGGUUGACAUUGCCGACGUCUUUGAGCGCCGUGCGCCCAUCAACUGCUUCUGGGAGGUCGACGACGCCGAGAUCGAGUGGGAGCGCCCUACGAACCGCUACGACCUGAUCCACCUCCGCAAUAUGGACGGCGCAUUUCGUGACUGGGCCUUCAUUUACGAAUCUGCAUACCGGUGCCUGAAGCCUGGCGGGUGGAUCGAGAUUAUGGAUUUUGUCGACCACCAGAACUCCGGGGGCGCACUUGCACAUUUCAAGCCCACGUCCCAGAUUCAUCGUUUCAUGGCGAGUGUCGACAAAGCCGCCGAGCUCGCCGGCAGGCCACGGGGCACGGAGCAUCUGGAGCCGCGUAUGCUCUUCGAUGCUGGUUACGUCGAUGUCCAUGUCGAGGAUCACUGCAUACCAUUCAAGCUCAACGACGGGGCGAUCGGCAAGGCCUGGCUUGUUGCGCAGCUAGCCACGCUUGAGGCCAUGGGGCUUAGGCUGCUUACCAAGUACAUGGGCUGGACAGCGGAGGAAGUACGGGCCGCUGCAGCGGCAGUCGAGAAAGAGCUCCUGGAUUUCGCCAGGGCACCAGGGAGACCAUCGGCGGCGCUGAAGACGAGGACACUCCUUGGUAGGAAGCCCAAGAGCAGUGCAAGAUGGCCUACCGAUUUGACAAGAGAGGCAGGUCGACAGUCGCAGGACGGCACAGAGACGAGUACAACACGUCUCUCAGACCGGACGGGCUCAAAUGUUGGUGCGAGCCAAGCUCAUAGUAGCGUCGCAAACAUUGUCAACGACGAGCAAAGAUAGCCCGAGCUCAGCGGGGCUGAAUGUUGUUGUGCCUUGACUCCUUGGUCCGGAGUCGCACAAUAGUGUUGUCAUUGCCAUGGUCAGCAUGAGUAGAUGGACGACAUGAUAUGCGCAUGGCCAUUUCGGGCUGGCAUCAACGGCGCGAUUACAAGCACUAUAGGGAGAUCGAAGUGCUGUUUGGCUUGCUGCUUUUACUUGUUUAUUUGAGAGAUACCACCUUUUCUUUUUUCUUUUCCUUCAAGCGACAUUUAUACUGGGGCCUAGCCUAGUGCAAUCAGGACAGACAAAUCUGAUACACGAAUCUGACAAUUCUACUAUAUGCACGUUUACUUUGUCCUGUACGGCCUUCGUUUUGAGGUCGUGUGAAGGUUGCAAACCUUGAGUGUUGGAGCUCGAGGUGGGG
Molecule: messenger RNA, 2447 nt
Organism: Microdochium trichocladiopsis
Lineage: Eukaryota; Fungi; Ascomycota; Sordariomycetes; Xylariales; Microdochiaceae
Product: S-adenosyl-L-methionine-dependent methyltransferase
Exons: 2
Coding region: 488-2044 (518 amino acids)
Molecular function (GO): methyltransferase activity
Source: RefSeq, a predicted model, not a curated record